UCCGCAAUUAUAUAUAUAGAGUGAGAGAGUCGACGGUGAAGGAGAAAACUACUGAACUACAGCUCAGGAGGGUAAUUAUAAAGCAAGCGGAUCUGGAGCUGAGUUUGGUUAACAGUGACUUAAGAUCUUAAGGAUUGCUAUUCAAAUUACUUCCGCUGGGGGAAUGAGCAAUCAAAAUUGUUGAUAAUUUAUUUAGAAGAAUUUCCGCAGAUUUCAUUCGCAGUGGCCAUGCUGCCGGAGAUUGAGAAUUAAACACAACACGCCCUGCAUUUUUAUUGUUUGUUAUAUUUCUUUUACACAAAAAAGAAAAUGGGAAUGCAGGGAGUUUUUGUGCAAUGGAGAGUUCUGAAGAUGAAAAAGAUGGAAACAUUGAAGGUUCUACACCAAAGGAGCUAGCUCGCCCUUCAGAAUUUAAGGGUACAAAAUUUGUAGAUGAUGUUCUCAAAGGACCAAAUGAGAGUUGCUUGGAGAACUUUCGGAUGGAUAAACAUGUAUUUUAUAAAUUAUGUGAUAUGCUACAUACGAAAGGCCUACUACGACACACAAAUCGAAUCAAGAUUGAGGAGCAAUUAGCAAUAUUUAUGUUUAUAGUUGGACAUAAUCUACGAACUCGAGCAGUUCAGGAGCUAUUUAGAUACUCAGGUGAAACCAUCAGCCGUCAUUUCAACAAUGUUCUCAGUGCAAUUAUGACUGUUUCAUUAGAUUUCUUCCAGCCUCCAAAAUCUGAUGUCCCGCCUGAAAUUCGAGAAGAUCCAAGAUUUUACCCUUAUUUUCUGAAUUGUGUUGGAGCAGUUGAUAGCAUACAUUUCCCAGUGACAGUCGGUGUGGAUGAACAAGGGCCUUUCCGAAAUAAGAAUGGUUUUCUUUCGCAAAAUGUUUUGGCAGCAUGCUCAUUCGACAUGAAAUUUCAUUAUGUUCUUGCUGGUUGGGAAGGCUCCGCACCAGAUAUGCGAGUUCUAAAUUCAGCUCUGACUAGGCAUCGCAAACUUGAAGUACCUGAUGGUAAAUACUAUCUCGUGGAUCCAAAAUAUGCAAAUAUUCCUGGAUUCAUUGCUCCAUAUCCUGGAGUAUCUUAUAUUCAACAACUUGAAUUUGGUGGUGGCUUCCACCCACAAGAUGCUAGAGAGCUCUUCAAUCAGCGUCAUUCAAUUUUGCACAACGUCGCAGAUCGCACUUUUGCUGCCUUGAAGGAACGUUUUCCUAUUCUCAUGUCGGCUCCUUCUUAUCCUUUGGCAACACAAGUGAAGCUCGUCGUUGCAGCCUGUGCCCUACACAAUUACAUCCGUUCUGAGAAGCCCGAUGACUUGAUCUUUAAAAUGUACGAACAAGAACUUUUGUUACAAGCAGAAGACCCAAUGCCUCCUUUAGAGAUUGAACAACCACUGGGACCUGCUGAAACACAAGUUUUGGACAUGCCUAUCGGAACACAAGAGUUAGAACAUGCUUCCCAAAUUCGAGAUGCUAUUGCUACUGAGAUAUGGAAUGAUUAUAUCAGAGAUUAUGCUGCUACUGAUGAUGUUAUAUAGUUCUGAGAUCAUCUUCUGAACUCAAUUUUUGUUGAGAGUUUUUGGCAUUAGAAGCCAUGCAAAGCUUAUUGCCCGUGAGAUAUGUCAACGAAUUUUGCUUUCCACUCCUCCCCUUGUAAAGCACGACUACUUUAAUGCCCAGCAGUUGUAUAUGAGUUAUAAAACAUGAGAUGCAUAAUGUACCUUUAGUUUCUCAGUCGCAAACGAAUUGAAUUUUUUGUUAUAAAUUGAAUUUUCAUCUCC
Molecule: messenger RNA, 1769 nt
Organism: Sesamum indicum (sesame)
Lineage: Eukaryota; Viridiplantae; Streptophyta; Magnoliopsida; Lamiales; Pedaliaceae
Product: nuclease
Source: RefSeq, a predicted model, not a curated record